CACUGCCGCAGUAAUGCAUGACCUUGGAGCAAAGCGCGUCUUAACACUCCGCCUAGCCCUUUCCUAAUCAUACUUGCAUAACAAUCACAUUUUCUUUCGGGAAAGCAAAACAACUAUACCCACGGUACUCCCCACCUUGACGAGGCGAAUUUGUUAAUCCCUCCCUGCAAGUAUAUAGCUCGCUCACUCCCACUCGGAGCUCGUAACAAAGUCAUCACUCAUCACAUGAGCUUGCGUGAGACCGCGAGCCGCGCACGGUGUUCACCGGUCAUGGAAGAAGAGCGAGCGCUGUCCCCGGCGUCCGACGCCUCCACCACCUGCAGCAGCGGCAGCUCCGGCGGCGGCUCGGGCCCCGGCUCCCCCGCCGCGUCGUCGGCGUCUGUUGACGACUCCGGCGUCGCCGCCAGCGCGGCGAGCGGCCGGAAGCGCCCGCGCCGGGAGCUGAAGCACCCGGCGUACCGCGGCGUGCGGAUGCGGGCGUGGGGCAAGUGGGUGUCCGAGAUCCGGGAGCCCCGCAAGAAGUCGCGCAUCUGGCUCGGCACCUUCGACACCCCCGAGAUGGCUGCGCGCGCGCACGACGUCGCCGCGCUCGCCAUCAAGGGCCGCGCCGCGCACCUCAACUUCCCGGAGAUAUCCCACGAGCUGCCCCGCGCGGCGUCGGCCGCGCCCGAGGACGUCCGCGCCGCCGCGGCGCUCGCGGCCGCGAUGGAGGGCGCCGCACCGCCGGCCGCCGCGUCUAGCGACUCUAGCCGCGCCGCCGCCGGCAGUGACGAGGACGAAGAGCCUGCGGCAUCCGUCUCGUCCGGCCACGACGAUGGCAAUGCCGGAGACGAAGAGCCGGCCGCGCCGACGUCUGAGCACGCGGUGCUGGCGGACGGUCACGUCCUAGAUCUCGCGCUCCUCGAGCUGCCCGACGUCCUGCUCGAGUUCGGCUUCGAGUUCACGUUGCCGCCAACGACGCCUGCUUGUUGCUAUGAUUUGUCCUGGGACGAGCCGUUGCUGCUGUGGGAGCACUGACGGCAAGAGGGCGGAACUCGGAACGCAUUCAAUGUGAAGUUAGAUAGAGGUGCUAGCUGAUGACGAUCCACACUAAUUCGAUCUGUUCCUGCGUCAAUUGUGAUGCUAAUUACACAUGUCCAAGCAACCAAGUGCAACAUGAUAGAAAACACACGGUUAUUGAUUCACACAUUUGUACACAACGCAAUAAAUUUCAGUAGUUAACUUUCCAGCUCGUGAACAAGAUGGAAAAGAUAUGAAGGGCUUCUCUUUAGAAAGUUACUUAUGUCUGUUCAAUAUCCGGCUGGUACUACUUGGCCCAUGCCUACUGUAAAUAAGUGAGUGUACAUUUGCUAAAAUCUGGAAGUUCCGAAGAAAUAGGACGCCCCU
This is a messenger RNA of Setaria italica (foxtail millet), 1386 nucleotides long. RefSeq names its product dehydration-responsive element-binding protein 3. Gene Ontology annotation, biological process: regulation of DNA-templated transcription. The record is from RefSeq and is a predicted model, not a curated record. The transcript has a single exon. Lineage: Eukaryota; Viridiplantae; Streptophyta; Magnoliopsida; Poales; Poaceae. The coding region runs from base 226 to 1017 and encodes 263 amino acids. Gene Ontology annotation, molecular function: DNA-binding transcription factor activity; DNA binding.